GCCAGUGCCGCGGGUUUUGCAUGGCACUGGCGCUGCGGCCGCAGCACGCCGCCGUCGGCGUCGUGGGCGCCGUGCUGCUGCGCCACGCGGACCUGCUCUACCAGGCCUUCCUGCACCAGGCCGGCUGGGGCGCCUCUGGCGGCGUGGAGGCGGCGGUGAGCGCCGCCCGCAAGGCCGCGGAGGCGGCCACCAUCGCCGCGGCCGCGGCUGCAGGGGCGGGCGCGGCCCGCGAGGAGCAGUGCCCCCAGCCGCCCGAGUGGCUGAGUGCGCCGGUGCCUCUGGCCUGCCCCGAGCCGCCGGCCUGCGAGUGCCGGUGUGAGGGCGUUGGCGAGGAGGCGACCGACGGGCACGAGCUGACGCAGCAGCCCGCCUGGCAGGUGCUGGGGUCGGCCCUAGGUCACAUCCUGGUGGUGAGCGUCGGCAAGAUAGCGGCGAGCGCGGAGGAGCCGAGCCUGCGCGUGCCGCAGUGGAGAGGGAUGGCAGUGCUCCGACUGGCCAGCGGCCGCGCCGUCGGGGAGGAGGCGUUCUGGAGUGAGCUCUUCCCUGGCGGCUAUGUGGCCGUCUAUUACAGUGACGACAAUGUGUGGCAUGAGAGAGUGCUGCUGGGCCAACUGGAUGCUCAGCACUGGGUGAUAGAGACGCCCGACCAUGACAUGUACAUCGAGAACAUGGCCUGCUCCAGUCCUGAGGACGGCCCUUGCCGUGCCGUGGUGCUGGAUGACAGUGGGGCCCUGCCCGUCUUCUUGCGGGGCCGAACCUACCGCUUCAAGGAGUACCUGGGGGAGGAGGAUUUGUUGGCGCGCCUGCGGGAGGCAGGUCAGCUGGCAGUCGAGAUGGGCUUCGACAGGCCCGCGCACACGCUGUACCUGGACUCCCUGGGGGAGCGCAAGCCGCUGUCCGUUGCCGAGGCUGCGGUGCGCCGCCGCCGCAAGGGCCCGCCGGUGCCGCCGCCUGCGGAGCCGCCCCCGGCCAUCGGGGACAGUGCCGCUGGGUCGCGAGGGAUGGAGACGCUAGGCUCCAUCAAGCGCGGUGACGAGAUAGAGCUGACGGACAGCGACAAGGUGAUGGGCGAGAGGGCGCUUCACAGGCUCCCAGACGGCCAGGUCGUCACCGCCUGCCCCGCCUCCAGCCUGGCCGCCACUCAGGAGGUGCGCGGCGCUGGGGAUGGUGCUGACGCCCGCGCGCUGUCGCCGGUGGUCUACGAUCCAGGAGGACGCCGCUGGUCGGAGUUCUCGGCGGCGGUCUCUCGCAUGCGGGUGGGGCCAAUGGAUGACUUCCCACUCGAGGGCGAGAGGUCCGCGCUGUGGCUCUCCCAGUAUGCGCGGGACCACGGCGGGACCUUCGACGCGCGGCAGACGAAGUGGGCCAUGGAGCAGCGCAUCUCGCCCGACUCCACGGCCUCCUUGAUGCGCGACCUGGUGGGGCUGGCGCUGGACUUGUCCGUGUGCGACGACCAGUGCGACGGCGGCAACCUUGCCAGCGUGGAGGUGCUGGCGCGGCUGUGCCAACUGGUGGAGGAGACCAGCGGGGCGCUGCAGCUGGAGGGUAUCGAGCACUACCUGGGCCGCGACAGGACAGGAGGUCUGCGCCGCGGCGUGGCGCUCAACCCGUCGCUGGCGCAGUGCGCGACGGAGAAGAAAAGCAAGGAGACGGAGGUGGCGAAGCAGCGGGGGAAGGCUCGCGAAGAGGAGGGGGCCGCCAAGAAGAACAUAGGAGGCAAGUCAAGCGCUGGCAAGGUCCAGGAGGCCACGUGCAACACCGUUCGCGCGAUCAACCGCCUGGCAGGUAUUGAGACGCCCGAGGUGGAGUCCGUCACCGGCUUGAGUGGCCCCUCCGCCGAGAUCUACAGUGAUGCGCGGGCGCUGCGCUCGGCCCGCGCCCCCGUGCCGGGGAAUUCGUUUACUCCGAAGGAAGCCUUCGACGAGCUUCUCGGGGGCACGCCCUCGACCUACACUGAUAGCGACGAGACUUCCCCCGUUCGGCCCUACUCGCGCGACUUGGUCAGCUGGCCGGCCAAAGGUAACGAGCCCGCGCCCCUGGCCACCAACGCGCCGCUGGACAUGCCCCAGCACUUCACAGAGGGCCAGCGCGACGCGUGGCUGCGGCAGCCGCGCGAGGUGCAGCAGGCGAGGCGGGGCGAGGGCCUGCCGACGCUGUAUGGCGAUGCCAUUUUGAAGGAGGAGGCCAUCAAUAUAUUCUUCGUCAACAUGAAGGACGGCAAUAUCCGCAUCGUAGUGGACUGCGGUCGCAGCAACCAACACUUCGUGGAUGCACCCAAGGUGCACCUCGUCUCCGGCAGCAGCUUCGCCGAGGUGGAGGUCCCAGAAGGUCGUCAGCUUUUCUAUGCAGGAGGAGACGUCCAGAACGCGUUCUACCAGCACCGCAUGCCAGCCUGGCUGCUGCCCUACUCCGGACUGGACGCAGUGAAGGCGAAUGAGGUCGGCAUCGCGCAGUUGGAUGGGCAGUACCUGGCUGGGGACACCAUGCUCUAUCCCUUGAUGAAUGUGGUUCCCAUGGGCUGGAAGUGGGCACUAUGCAUCGUUCAGCGCAUUCAUGAGCACGUGCUCGAUGGAGUGCCCGAGCUGGGGCCACGACGUCGGGCGAUUGACUUCCGGCCACCGCCCCUGCCAGAGGGGGGCGCGCUGCGCACGGUCUACGUGGACAACUUGCUGAUCGAGGGCCGCGACAGGGAUGAGGUGACGCGGCUGCGCCGAGCGGCGUGCGAGGCGCUGCAGGCGGCGGGCUACGCCGCCCAUGACGAGUCGGACGCAGCCGAGAGCAUGGAGAUGCUGGGCGCCGCGCAGCAGGGGCAGCCUUGCCGCGUGGCCGUUGCGGCCAAGCGGCGCUGGAGGCUCAGGAGGGCGCUGGAGUGGAUCCAUCGCCGGCGGCCGCCGAUGACCAGCCGCCAGCUCGAACGGCUGAUUGGCCAUUUCACGUUCGUU
This is a messenger RNA of Prorocentrum cordatum, 2942 nucleotides long. The record is from the annotation of a GenBank genome assembly. Lineage: Eukaryota; Dinophyceae; Prorocentrales; Prorocentraceae.